Messenger RNA from Penicillium lagena, 1536 nucleotides. RefSeq names its product translation initiation factor eIF2 subunit gamma. Gene Ontology annotation, biological process: formation of translation preinitiation complex; positive regulation of translational fidelity. Bases 1 to 1536 code for a protein of 511 amino acids. Lineage: Eukaryota; Fungi; Ascomycota; Eurotiomycetes; Eurotiales; Aspergillaceae. Gene Ontology annotation, molecular function: GTP binding; translation initiation factor activity; tRNA binding. The transcript has 4 exons. The record is from RefSeq and is a predicted model, not a curated record. Gene Ontology annotation, cellular component: eukaryotic translation initiation factor 2 complex; cytosol.
AUGGCUACCAACGGCGACUUUCCCGACGACGACUCCCAGCCCGGGUCCCCCGUGCUCGAGGCCACCAACCAGGACUUUGACGACAACCUAGACCAGGAAAAGCCCCUCAAGUCGGCCAUGAAGAAGUCCGCGGCGCCUCCGGUAUCCCAGCCCACGCGCCCAGAACUCCCCGAACAGCCCAACCCAGACACCCUCGACUUCUCAAAAUUGACGCCCUUGUCCCCCGAGGUGAUCAGCCGUCAAGCCAGUAUAAACGUUGGGACAGUAGGACAUGUCGCUCACGGCAAGUCGACGGUCGUCAAGGCCAUCUCGGAGGUGCAGACCGUCCGUUUCAAGAAUGAGCUGGAGCGCAAUAUCACCAUCAAGUUGGGUUAUGCCAAUGCCAAGAUCUACAAGUGCGACAAUCCCGCGUGCCCUCGGCCGACGUGCUACAAGAGCUACCGCAGUGACAAGGAGGUCGACCCGCCGUGUGAGCGGGAAGGAUGUGAGGGACGGUACCGGCUGCUCCGACAUAUCUCCUUUGUGGACUGCCCUGGUCACGACAUUCUGAUGUCUACCAUGUUGUCUGGCGCUGCCGUCAUGGACGCUGCCCUCCUUCUGAUUGCUGGAAACGAACCAUGCCCGCAGCCUCAGACCUCGGAGCAUCUUGCGGCCAUUGAGAUCAUGAAGCUCAGCCACAUUGUCAUCCUGCAGAACAAGGUGGACCUGAUGCGGGAGGAUGCGGCCCUUCAGCACUACGAGUCGAUUCGCAAGUUCAUUCGUGGUACCGUUGCCGAUGGCUCGCCCAUUAUCCCCAUCUCCGCGCAGCUGAAGUAUAACAUCGAUGCCGUCAAUGAGAGUUUGGUGGCGAAUAUCCCGGUCCCCAUGCGGGAUUUCUCUGCCUCGCCCCACAUGAUGGUUAUCCGGUCGUUUGACGUGAACAAGCCCGGUGCCGAGAUCGACGAGCUCAAGGGUGGUGUGGCUGGUGGCUCCAUCCUGACUGGUGUGCUCAAGCUGAACGAUGAGAUUGAAAUCCGUCCUGGUCUCGUCACCAAGGAUGAGAACGGCAAGAUCCAGUGCCGCUCGAUUUUCUCGCGCGUUGUGUCGCUCUUCGCCGAGCACAACGACUUGAAGUUCGCCGUGCCCGGUGGUCUGAUUGGUGUUGGUACUCGGGUUGACCCGACGCUUUGCCGUGCUGAUCGUCUGGUUGGUUUCGUGCUGGGCCACCGCGGCCGCCUGCCUGCCAUCUACACGGAGAUCGAGGUCAACUACUUCCUGCUCCGCCGCCUCCUGGGUGUCAAGACCGCCGACGGCAAGCAGGCCAAGGUGGCCAAGCUGGCUAAGAACGAAGUUCUCAUGAUCAACGUUGGCAGUACCGCCACUGGCGCCAAGGUGCUAGGUGUCAAGGCCGAUGCCGCUAAGCUCAGUCUGACCAGCCCGGCCUGCACGGAGGUUGGUGAGAAGAUUGCUAUCAGUCGGAGAAUCGAGAAGCACUGGCGUCUGAUCGGGUGGGCCAACAUUGUCGCUGGUAACACCCUGGAGCCCGUUUCAAACUAA